AUGGCCAAGACUUCCGAAGCGGACGUCUACAGCAACUAUUCGAUACCAGACUUCAUAAACGAUCAGCUAACAAUUCAAGGACACCCUCGCGCUCAUGGCAAACACGAACUCGACACCACAGUCCUUUUCGACUCACAAAAAGACCGGGAUCUUGAGCAAGGACAGUGGCUGGACCAAUAUCCCCCACGGUGUGCUAUACAUGUACGCCCCAGGCUCGGCCUCGAGACUCCUACUCACGAAAGUCCUACGGACGUGUGCCGAGGGACGCGUUGUCCUUGA
Molecule: messenger RNA, 279 nt
Organism: Letharia columbiana
Lineage: Eukaryota; Fungi; Ascomycota; Lecanoromycetes; Lecanorales; Parmeliaceae
Exons: 1
Coding region: 1-279 (92 amino acids)
Source: RefSeq, a predicted model, not a curated record